CCAUCCUCGUCGGGCUCGGCCUCGACUACGACGUCUUCUUCAUGGAGUCGGUGGUCGAGCACUUCGACGCGGGCUACUCGUCGCGCGAGGCGGUCGUCGAGGCGCUGCGCCACACGGGCACGAUCAUCUGCGUCGCCGGCGUCAUCAUGUUCCUCGCGUUCGGGUCGCUCCUCAUCGGCGCCUCGCCCAUGAUCAACCAGCUCGCCUUCCACCUCUGCGUCGGCGUGCUCAUCGACUGCUUCGUCACGACCAAGGUCAUCAUCCCCUGCGCGAUGGCCAUGCUCGACCUCCUGCCCGGCAACGCGAACUUUUGGCCGCGUAAGCCGCCCCCCGCCCUGACCGAGCCGACCGUCGAGCCGCUGCCGCCCCUCCGCCGCCUCGGCUCGCUCCGCAACUCGCUGAGCGACAACGCGCGCCGGUCAGCGAUGAGCCCGCACGGCGUGCGCUCGAUGCAGAGCCCCGCCUAGCGGCCAGCGCCUAGAGCCCCGCGGCUGACGCGGGCGGCGCGGGCCUGCGCGCGCUGCUCGACGAGGUGGUCGUGUGUACAUCCGGCUUGGCGCGCGCCGUGAGCGCCGCGCUCGCGUGCGCCUUUUGUACUGUGUAGGGGGAGUCUCACGAUGUCGACUGCACAACGAGAGAGAGCCCGGAUCAGCUGUGUAUGGCUGUGUAUGAGAGAGAGACGAUGCGGUCUCGGAUCUGUCCGAUCCGCUGAGAUAGACGUGAGAGAAACAAAAACGAAGGGUAUAAAACGAAGGCGCGCGCGCGC
This is a messenger RNA of Emiliania huxleyi CCMP1516, 766 nucleotides long. RefSeq lists its product as hypothetical. The transcript has a single exon. The coding region runs from base 42 to 467 and encodes 141 amino acids. Gene Ontology annotation, cellular component: membrane. NCBI's taxonomy places the organism in Eukaryota, Haptophyta, Isochrysidales, Noelaerhabdaceae. The record is from RefSeq and is a predicted model, not a curated record.